CAAAAAACUUGAAAAAGUUUGUUGUGAAGGAAAUUGAAAAAUGAAAAUAUUAUGUAUUUGAAGUGAAUAGUGUAGUAUUUCCAAACUAUUUACAGAAAAGAUAUCAUAUAAUAAUUAAAAUGGACCACAUUUUUUCAAUAGGCAAAAAACCAAAUAAGACUAUCCAUGCCUACAAACAAAAUAUAUUCAACAAGCUUGAUAAAUCUGUACUCUGUUCUAUUUCCUGUACUAAUGUUGUGGCAUUUAGUACUGAGAGUAAUAUAGAGGAAACCAAUUCCUUAUUUUGGAGUUCAAACGUAUAUGUAGCAGAUUUAAACAGUCCAUGGCAAGUUCAUAAAAUUUUGUGCAAUUCUUCACCAGUGACAGUGCUACAAUGGGACUUCACAGGUGAACUAUUACUGAUAGCAGAUGAAAGUGGCUGUGUUCGAAUUUACCGUACAAAGGACUAUAUAUUAAAUGAUUGGACGUUGGUUCUACAAACUACAUUGCAAGGAGAGCAUGUUUUGGCUGCUGCAUUUUUCCAUUCAGGCAAAAGGAUUUGUCUGAAUUCAGAAAAGAAGGAUUGCUCCUCAUACAUCGAAAAAUUUCAACAUGUGAAGUUUGCCUGUUCUGUGAAACAAUUCGGAGGCAGACCUACCAGCGGCGCUCUCUUGUUAACGACUACCGGAAUGUUGGCAGCGAUUCUUCUACCCCAAUACACAAGCCAAACCCCAAUGUUACUCGCCACGGAGAGUUUGGGCCCUACUCGUAUUUAUGUCAAAACUGCAGAUAUAUGUUACGGCAAAAAUGGACAUUUUCUGUUGGCUGUGAGCAAUGGAGAUCCUUCGAUGCCCAUUCAGUGCUAUAAUGUCUCUGUUAAAAGAGUAGAAGACAAAUGUGUCAUUACCAGCCAAUCAUUACUUAGUUUUUUCUUAUUUGAAGCCCCUAAAGAAGCUUUAAUGGAUCAGUUAUCGAAAGAUAAAUGUACAGUGAGUCAUAUCAAAUGGAUAAUGAGGGAAGAUGCAGACUCUUUGGUUGUGACGGCAAGUAGUGAUAAAAUGAGUUGUCUCCAAGUAUGGGAGCUUAGGGAAAAAGCUUUACCUGUACAUAAAUCUUUGGGUAAUUCUGAAAGCCCUCAGUUUUUUAACACAGUGUUGUGGCAAUACCAGCGUCAUUUUCAAUACAACAGUCAGGUAACAUCACUGGCCACAAGCAAGCUGAGUCUGUUAAACAGCAUAUCAAGUGGAUACAUAGUCGUCACAUUCGCGGACAACACUAUCUACUGUCUGUACAGAGACACACUCAAACCCAUAUGCAGUACGACAUUGUCGAUGACACCACGUUACCUAGAAGAGCCCAACGCCAAGUACCAGAAAGUGAACACGAAAAUAUUAAAUAUAGACAUGUCAUGGCUGGGUAACAUGCUUUUAGUUGUUGACUCAGACGACAGUUUGCAUUUGUUUAAGUUGCCCCCACAAAUCGAAAGCUCGGCUCCCUUAAGUGUGCCAUACUGUACGACUAUUUUAGAAUAUUGUUUGGUUAGUGGUUUGGACUGGUUGGAUUUAUUAUUGGUUCUCAGACCUGGAAUGUUGGACGCUCUUUGUGACAGACUAACAGAGAGCUUUAAUAGACAGCCCACUUCAGUGCAACAGUUCUUCUAUGUACAAUAUUUGUGUGUAAAAACAUCACUGUACAGAUUAAGUUUUCAAGGCCAGGCGAAAGCGAAUGAUCUCACACAUUUCCUCAUGCUGCACAGUAUAUCGACAGCUUUUAAAAGUUUGCUCAGGCCCAGCGAAAUGAAUAGCCAUGAAAAAAGUCCAGCGGAUUCAUUAGCAACUGUGAUUGCUGAAGGCCAGAGUGAUGUUGACAAGGCUCUCAUGCACCUGGAAGCUAAGGAAUUCACAGUUGAAACUACAACAUUACAGAGCCUGCAGCAGCUGAUCCAGUGGGUCGCUGACUUGGCCUUAAACUUGUUGGUGAAGUUGCCUGACAGCAGACCAGUUACUGGAAAACCAUACGAAUUAUUAAGGGACGUGAAGGCUUUGAAUAUGUUACGAGAAAUGUUGGUCCUCAUUCGAAUAUGGGGGCUACUGAGGCCUGCGUGUUUGCCGGUUUUUAUCAAGUCUGAUGCUAGCCUAGACGUGCUAGCUUUGGUGUUUAGAUUACUAAGCCGAUUGGUGCAGAAUGUGAAUGAACCGGAUGAUACGCUUAUCGAUGAAUGCUGUUUGCUACCAAGUCAAGUUCAAAUACAACUACUGCAGCAAACCAAUAAUAGGACUGUUCUUGCAUCACCCCAGUUGGCUCAACAAAUUCUACCAUUACAGCUUGAAUUCAACAAUGAACCGGAAUGCUUGGCUUGCAACAAUGUCGAGUCUCCUUGUGGUCAAACGGUGGAUUCUAUAAGACAUUUGUACUUAGGAAGAACACCCCGUGUAGUUAAGCAGUGUGUCCGAUGCGGCGGAUCAGCAGGUACUGUCCCUGUAACUCGAACAGCAGCCAUUCGGGCUUGGGACCAGAGGUGGUUAAGAUCUUGCCAGUGUGGUGGACUGUGGAGGAUGCAAGUAUACUCAUAACUUAUUGGCAUUUGUAUGUAUGUAUUGUAUUGUAUAUCCUUUUUGUAAAUAUAAAAUAACUUUAAAAUAAGUAAUUCUGUAAAAAUAGUGUUUAUUACAACUGAUACAGUGAUUUUGAUACAUUUUCGAAUUUUUACAACCCACAUACAUUGUAUAUGAAUUUAUUGUGUUUUUCAAACAGAGAUUACUUAAAACUUAGAAAUUAAUUUUUUUUAUGAACGUUGAGCCAGAAUGUAUGUUAUCUUAACCAAUUGGUGUUAUAAUAGACUAAGUAGUUUUUAUUUAUUAUAAAUAGGUUGCACUUUACUUGGUAGCAUUUGAAUGUAGGAUAACUUUUUAUAUUGUCAAAUAUAAAAUAUAUAUUUUA
Messenger RNA from Anoplophora glabripennis (Asian longhorned beetle), 2919 nucleotides. Its product is annotated as mediator of RNA polymerase II transcription subunit 16. Gene Ontology annotation, molecular function: protein binding. The record is from RefSeq and is a predicted model, not a curated record. Gene Ontology annotation, cellular component: mediator complex. Gene Ontology annotation, biological process: positive regulation of DNA-templated transcription. Lineage: Eukaryota; Metazoa; Arthropoda; Insecta; Coleoptera; Cerambycidae. Bases 120 to 2552 code for a protein of 810 amino acids. The transcript is spliced from 12 exons.